Molecule: messenger RNA, 447 nt
Organism: Clunio marinus
Lineage: Eukaryota; Metazoa; Arthropoda; Insecta; Diptera; Chironomidae
Source: the annotation of a GenBank genome assembly
AUGGAACAUAAAAAACCGGAAACAUUGAGAAAGCAAUUUAAUCGAAAAGUUGGAAAAAUAAAUUACUUGAAACUCAGAGAAAUGGGAAAAGGGUCAGAAGAAAAUGGUUUUGUUUACCUUAUUUCAGAUGUGAAAAGAAGCAGCAAUGAAAAACUAAUAAGAUUCAAUCGAUAUGUGUACAAGUGCAGCAAUUGGGGUGAGAAGUGGGCUUUAGAUGAUGAAUUCAUCACGAUUUACGGACUUUCAAUCAUCAAUGUUAGGAUAAGAGUUUGUGGAAUUCAAAUGAGACUGAAUAGGAAACUUGAACAACACAACAACUUAAUUAUGGUGUUAGAAACCAUUCUUCGAAGCGAAACCAGAGCAAAAGGUCAAUCUGAUGAAGUGAUUUGUAACGUGAUAGAAAUUCAUUUCUGUAUUUGGAUCGAAUCUCUAUUGCGCAACAUUUAA